GCAGAUGCUGCUGCUAGGGGUGGUGGGAGCAGCCGUGGGACGCGUGGCCGGGAGCGGGGGUGACAGCCUGGGAUCCCGGGGGCUUCUCUGCCUUGUCUUCCUCCUCUCUCUGUUCCCCGUGUGGCUGCGGCUGACACUAAAGACUUGGUAGCCACCAACCAAGUGCAGUUUCAAUGGAAAAUGAAGGUUGCACGUUUUCAAAAAAUUCCUAAUGGUGAAAAUGAGACAAUGAUUCCUGUAUUGACAUCAAAAAAAGCAAGUGAAUUACCAGUCAGCGAAGUUGCAAGUAUUCUGCAAGCUGAUCUUCAGAAUGGUCUAAACAAAUGUGAAGUAAAUCAUCGGCGAGCCUUCCAUGGCUGGAAUGAAUUUGAUAUCAGUGAAGAUGAGCCACUGUGGAAGAAGUAUAUUUCUCAGUUUAAAAAUCCCCUUAUUAUGCUGCUUCUGGCUUCUGCAGUCAUCAGUGUUUUAAUGCAUCAGUUUGAUGAUGCUGUCAGUAUCACUGUGGCAAUACUUAUCGUCGUUACAGUUGCCUUUGUUCAGGAAUAUCGUUCAGAAAAGUCUCUUGAAGAACUAAGAAAACUUAUGCCACCAGAAUGCCAUUGUGUUCGUGAAGGAAAAUUGGAACAUACACUUGCACGAGACUUGGUUCCAGGUGAUACAGUUUGCCUUUCUGUUGGGGACAGAGUUCCUGCUGACUUACGCUUGUUUGAGUCUGUGGAUCUUUCCAUUGAUGAGUCCAGCUUGACAGGAGAGACAACACCUUGCUCUAAGUUGACAGCUCCUCAGCUGGCUGCGACUAAUGGAGAUCUUGCAUCAAGAAGUAACAUUGCCUUCAUGGGAACACUGGUCAGAUGUGGCAAAGCAAAGGGUGUUGUCAUUGGAACAGGAGAAAAUUCUGAAUUUGGAGAAGUUUUUAAAAUGAUGCAAGCAGAAGAAGCACCGAAAACCCCUCUGCAGAAGAGCAUGGACCUCCUAGGAAAGCAACUUUCCUUUUACUCCUUUGGUAUAAUAGGUAUCAUCAUGUUGGUUGGCUGGUUACUAGGAAAAGAUAUCCUGGAAAUGUUUACUAUUAGUGUAAGUUUGGCUGUAGCAGCAAUUCCUGAAGGUCUUCCCAUUGUGGUCACAGUGACUCUAGCCCUUGGUGUUAUGAGAAUGGUGAAGAAAAGGGCCAUUGUGAAAAAACUGCCUAUAGUUGAAACUCUGAGCUGCUGUAAUGUCAUUUGCUCAGAUAAAACUGGAACACUGACGAAGAAUGAAAUGACUGUUACUCACAUAUUUACUUCAGAUGGUCUGCAUGCUGAGGUUACUGGAGUUGGCUACAAUUCAUUUGGAGAAGUGAUUGUCGAUGGUGAUGUUGUUCAUGGAUUCUGUAACCCAGCUGUUAGCAGAAUUGUUGAGGCGGGCUGUGUGUGCAAUGAUGCUGUAAUUAGAAAUGACACUCUAAUGGGGAGGCCAACAGAAGGAGCCUUAAUUGCUCUUGCAAUGAAGAUGGGUCUUGAUGGAGUUCAACAGGAUUAUAUCAGAAAAAGUGAAUAUCCUUUUAGCUCUGAGCAAAAGUGGAUGGCUGUUAAGUGUGUACACAGGACACAGCAGGAUGGGCCAGAGAUUUGUUUUAUGAAGGGUGCUUAUGAACAGGUGAUUAAGUAUUGUACUACAUACCUUAGCAAAGGACAGACUUUAACACUCACCCAGCAGCAGAGAGAUCGGUCCCAACAAGAGAAGGCACGAAUGGGCUCAGCAGGGCUCAGAGUUCUUGCUUUAGCUUCUGGUCCUGAACUUGGACAACUGACAUUUCUUGGCCUGGUGGGAAUCAUUGAUCCUCCUAGAACUGGUGUGAAAGAAGCUGUUACAACACUCAUCGCCUCAGGAGUAUCGAUAAAAAUGAUUACUGGAGACUCACAGGAGACUGCAGUUGCAAUCGCUAGUCGUUUGGGAUUGUGUUCCAAAACUUCUCAGUCAGUCUCAGGAGAAGAAAUAGAUGCAAUGGAUGUCCAGCAGCUUUCACAAGUACUACCAAAGGUUGCAGUAUUUUACAGAGCUAGUCCAAGGCACAAGAUGAAAAUUAUUAAGUCUCUACAGAAGAAUGGGUCGGUUGUAGCCAUGACAGGAGAUGGAGUAAAUGAUGCAGUUGCUCUGAAGGCUGCAGACAUUGGAAUCGCAAUGGGUCAGACUGGCACAGAUGUUUGCAAAGAGGCAGCCGACAUGAUCCUGGUGGAUGAUGAUUUCCAAACCAUAAUGUCUGCAAUUGAAGAGGGUAAAGGGAUUUAUAAUAACAUUAAAAAUUUUGUUAGAUUCCAACUGAGCACGAGUAUAGCAGCAUUGACUUUAAUCUCAUUGGCUACAUUAAUGAACUUUCCUAAUCCUCUCAAUGCCAUGCAGAUUUUGUGGAUCAAUAUUAUCAUGGAUGGACCUCCAGCUCAGAGCCUUGGAGUAGAACCAGUGGAUAAAGAUGUCAUUCGUAAACCUCCACGCAACUGGAAGGACAGCAUUUUGACCAAAAACCUGAUACUUAAAAUACUUGUUUCAUCAAUAAUCAUUGUUUGUGGGACUUUAUUUGUCUUCUGGCGUGAGCUACGAGACAAUGUGAUAACACCUCGAGACACAACAAUGACCUUCACAUGCUUUGUGUUUUUUGACAUGUUCAAUGCACUAAGCUCUAGAUCCCAGACCAAGUCUGUGUUUGAGAUUGGACUCUGCAGUAAUAAAAUGUUUUGCUACGCAGUUCUUGGAUCCAUCAUGGGACAGUUAUUAGUUAUUUACUUUCCUCCACUUCAGAAAGUUUUUCAAACCGAGAGCCUAAGUAUACUGGAUCUGCUCUUUCUUUUGGGUCUCACCUCGUCAGUGUGCAUAGUGUCGGAAAUUAUAAAGAAAGUUGAGAGGAGCAGGGAAAAGAUUCAGAAGCAUGUUAGUUCAACAUCGUCGUCUUUUCUUGAAGUAUGAUGCAUAUUGCAUUCUUUUAUUUUUGCAAACUAGGAAUUGCAGUUUGAGGAUCAUUUAGAAGGGCAAAUUCAAGAGGAUAAUGAAGAUUUGAGAACUUUUUAACUUUUCAUUGACUAAAAAUAAGCAUUAAUGCUAAAGACUUGAUUGAAGACUUUAACCUGCUGACAGUCUCAAAUGAAAUUAUGUAACUUUGAUAACACAUUCCUUGAUUUAAAUUGGCUUUUGAGAUUGAGGGGAACUUUAUAAAGCAUAUGGGCAUUUAUUUAAUAAAAAAUAAAAAAAAGGUACACCUAAACCACUUAAAGAGGUCUAACAAUACAAAUACACUGUCUAUCUUAGAUAGAUAUAAAUAUUUUUUUUAAUUUUUAAAUAUUGUACUAUUUAUGGUGGUGGGGCUUUCUUACUAAUACACAAAUAAAUUUAAUCAUUUCAAAGGCAUUCUAUUCGGUUUAGAAGUUGAUUCCCAGGAGUGCCAUAGUUCAGCUACUGUAUUUCCUUUUUUCUGCAAUGUAAGCAGCUCAAAUACCUUGUGUUACCAUUUUUGUAUCUCACGUUUUUUGCACAGGAUGUGACCACUGUCAGAUCACUGUUCUUUUCUUUCUUUUUGUGACUGAAAAGCCGAUUAUGCAAUUUGAAGUAAAUGUUGCUUUUCGUAGUAAA
Messenger RNA from Myotis lucifugus (little brown bat), 3600 nucleotides. RefSeq names its product ATPase secretory pathway Ca2+ transporting 1 (gene ATP2C1). Gene Ontology annotation, molecular function: ATP binding; ATP hydrolysis activity; P-type calcium transporter activity. Bases 181 to 2940 code for a protein of 919 amino acids. Gene Ontology annotation, biological process: calcium ion transmembrane transport; intracellular calcium ion homeostasis; manganese ion transport. The transcript has 27 exons. NCBI's taxonomy places the organism in Eukaryota, Metazoa, Chordata, Mammalia, Chiroptera, Vespertilionidae. Gene Ontology annotation, cellular component: Golgi membrane; endoplasmic reticulum; plasma membrane. The record is from RefSeq and is a predicted model, not a curated record.